AUGCGCUCACUUGUCGGACUCAUCGCUGUCAUUAUUGCAGCCACUUUGUAUCUAUAUUUACUGUCUUUAUACCUCCCCGCCGGACCCCGUCGACGUCCUCCUGCAUCUGCAGAGUCUGAACAUGUGGAGACAGAAAAGUCGGGGCAAACUGCAGACGAACCGAGCAGGUUGACGUUUCCUUCAGACCUGGAGGAGUUGAGGGAACUAGCGGAGCUCCUGCAGUUUUACAAGACAGAGCACACUGGAUAUGUCCUGCUCCUGUUCUGUAGUGCAUAUCUCUACAAGCAAUCUUUCGCCAUUCCUGGAUCCUCAGUCCUGAACAUUCUUGCAGGAGCUAUAUUUGGACCUUAUCAAGGACUGCUGCUUGCCUGUGUCCUCACUACUGUGGGCUCCACUUUGUGCUACGCCCUUUCCCAAGCUUUUGGAAAACAGUAUAUCAUGAAUCUUUUCCCUGAUAAAGUCUCCAUGCUGCAGAGGAAGGUGGAGGAUAAUAAGGACUGUUUGUUCUUCUUCCUGCUCUUCCUGAGGUUCUUUCCCAUGUCGCCCAACUGGUUUUUGAACAUGUCGGCUCCAAUCGUCAACAUUCCCAUCACCUUCUUCUUCGGCUCCGUCUUCAUUGGCCUCUUACCGUACAACUUCAUCUGCGUCCAGACGGGUGUCGUACUGUCCGAGGUGUCGUCGCUGGAUGAUUUGUUCUCGUGGGAGCGUCUGUUCCAGCUGAUGGCCAUUGCCUGCAUGGCUCUGCUGCCGGGGAUAUUCAUCCGCCGCCUCAGUCAGAGACGCCUCAAACUGGACACCCGCGAACACAACGGACUCAUCACGGAUAAGAAAGUCCAGUGAUUUCACAUUUUUUCUGGGAAGGGCUUUCCGGCACAGUGUCACCCUCUGCUCUCAGGAGUGAAUAUGAUUUAGAGUGGGAACUCUGCUUAAAACCAGCGUGAGGAUACCUGUUAUUCAGAGUAGGCUUGGCCGAUAAAAUGAUCCCAAAACCGGACCGUGAUAAGAUCAAUUACCAUGAUGAGCUUUCGACAUUUUUUUCCCUGUAUGGACUGACUUACAGCCUGUCUUGAUUCUCCAUUUGGCGAGUUAGUCUUGAAAGGCUGUUGAGCAGUGGCAGGUGAAUGUCUAUAUUACAGCGGUCACAGUACAAACUAUGUCAAGAGUGUGUACUGCAUUUUGGAUGAGCCGCUUCUGUCUGAGUUUUACACAGGAACGGAGAAUUCAUGGUACGUUCAGUGAACAACAAAAGGCACCAACAGAUGUAAUGUUGCAUUCAGGUGCACCUUAUAAUUUAAGUAACCUAUACUUGUAUGGCCACGGAAAUUGCUUAAAACAUAUAUUUGUCUUUAGUAUAUCUGUCAUUACUUAACAGUAUGAAACUGCAUCUCAUAUUAUUAUAAUAUUCUAAAGUUUGCCAAUCUCCUUUCUCUGCUCUUCAGGCGUUUUGAGAAAACUCAGACUGGUAACAUCAUCCAGUAAUAUGUCACGAUAAAUAUGGACAUUGAUUUAAUAUGGAAACAAAUUGGGACCAUAUUUUUGUCACAUUGCAUAGCCUUGUUUCAGUGUGUGUUUUUUCUAAAUGGAAUGAGAUUACAAAAAGAACAAACUUUGAGUCUAAAAAUGGGAUUUGAAGAUGAGUAUUGUGUGUUAAAUGUGUUUAUUAGUUACCAGUAUUUGAAGCCGAUGAAUAAAGUCUAUGGUGUGUGUGUAUAUAGAUGUGUGAAUGUACAGUAAAAGGGAAGGCGUUAAUGUUAAAAACUUUGCACUAUUGUUCUACGGUUUGGGUAGUGCUUCGGUGUAAACAGCUUGUGUUCAAAGUGCCUGUCGGUGCAUUUAUGGGCUUUUCUUAAACUUCUACCUCCAGCAGACGAGUGGAACCAGUCAUUUAACGUCCCAGAUGGUUCAGGUGCUUGUUUUAAUGACACCGUUUCUUUAUUUCUAAAUGAGAGGCUUACUUUUGAAACAGACAGUAUACUUAAAGCUGUAUUUUUCUUGUUUAAUUUAAUCUGAAUAUUAUCACUGUAUGACAAUCAUUUUACAGUUAAGACUAGAUUUGAAUACAGUCAACAAUAUAGGGCAGUUUUUACACGUUUUUGACCGUUUGAGCCAAAUGUCUUUCAGUUUGGUCUCAGUCGGACCAGAAUUGCCAGUCAUUUUGUGUAUUAACUUGGAAGACUUUGGUGACCGUUUCCAUGUCUUUGUAUUUAAUCAGCUGGGCUCUUAUUUAACUGAAUGUGCAGUUUCUUCAGGCCUGUAUUAAAUCAAGCCUUAACUUUGCUUUGUUAAAACCACGCACACAUAUUUUGUACAGUACUAUUCCGACCGCUUUAAGUGUUAUUUUAAAGAUUGUUUUGAUUCAGACGUAUCCUUCAUCAGCAUCCUCUUUGAAAUGUAUCUUGAAGUGUAAUUUAAUGCACUGUUCAGCUGUGACAUUUGUGGUACGUCAUCACAAAUGCGUGGACGUUUAUUUUAACUUUUGAAAUAAUAAAAAUGAGUCUGAAA
Sphaeramia orbicularis (orbiculate cardinalfish) is the source of this 2502-nucleotide messenger RNA. RefSeq names its product transmembrane protein 41aa (gene tmem41aa). The record is from RefSeq and is a predicted model, not a curated record. Bases 1 to 840 code for a protein of 279 amino acids. The transcript is spliced from 5 exons. NCBI's taxonomy places the organism in Eukaryota, Metazoa, Chordata, Actinopteri, Kurtiformes, Apogonidae.